This is a messenger RNA of Cephus cinctus (wheat stem sawfly), 2313 nucleotides long. RefSeq names its product odorant receptor 13a-like. Gene Ontology annotation, cellular component: plasma membrane. The record is from RefSeq and is a predicted model, not a curated record. Gene Ontology annotation, molecular function: odorant binding; olfactory receptor activity. Gene Ontology annotation, biological process: sensory perception of smell; detection of chemical stimulus involved in sensory perception of smell. The transcript has 7 exons. The coding region runs from base 1044 to 2207 and encodes 387 amino acids. NCBI's taxonomy places the organism in Eukaryota, Metazoa, Arthropoda, Insecta, Hymenoptera, Cephidae.
UUAAAACAAUACAUUAUGUUAGAAAUUAUCAGUUUCAACAAUGACUGUCUAAGCGGCUUCGAAACAGCUUCUAUGCUACAUUAUAUCGUAUGAUAGUAUAGGUAAAUACUGCAAACUGACAUUCUAAAUCUUAUUACACUAGGUAAAAUAAAAGUUUGCCAACUUUGUACAUAUUUAAAAAAAAUAUUUGUAAGAGCUCCAAUACUAUCUUACAUUACAUUCGCAAUUAUUAAAAAAUCCUUCGCGUACAUAAUAACGGUAUUCGAAUCCAUCGUCGCAAUAUUCUAUUUUGAUUUAUUUAUCUCGUAACAUGAUUCUUGAUCGAUAGUACUGUUAAUAACAAAAUCAUACAGACGGUCUGUUUUAUAUUUUAAGAAAGCGGUUUACAUUUACCGAGCGGAUUAUUAUAAGUUUGAACGUGGGCUUUUAAAGCGACCUUAUUGUCCAAAGUUCAUUCUAUCUUCUAUGUUUUAAAUAAAAAAAUUAAAGUCACCAGUCGCUCCAUUUUACUAUACUAUAGUAAGUAUCGAUUGAUCGGUAAUCUUAAUACACAUUCAAACUCUAACUGUCAUUUAUAGAAAUGACAUCAGAAAAGUUACUAGAACAGAAUUGUCUCUGCUAACACAUUCUUCUUUGAAUAUACAGCUGUGUGAAUAGCAGUGCUAUAUACAGCUGGUAAGUGUCGAUCCAGCAAAGUUCUUCCCUGCUGUUAGAAACUUUGAAACAUCAGGCAUUAUCUUUCUCGAGAAAUGUACGGUUUAAGGUACAGAUUUCCCACGUAUAAGAAGUUCUAUAUUCUGAUAUUUCAUCGGGAGCGCGAAUAUCGUGAGGUUCACGCGCGCCGGAAGUGACCGACAGUAUUAUCGCGGAUUUUACAAACAAAAAUUUGGUUACAACAAAAAUAAAUUUAAGUUCGUUCAAAUAAGUACGUGUAAAUACGAUAAUACCUCGUCAUUACGAUCGGUAAUUGAAUUUAUAUUAAAUCUGAACGUCAGCUGUAUACUUUUAUCCGGUAAUUAUAAUCCUGCGAAGCAUUCAUAAAAAUGGAUGUCCCUCUACAUGGCGGGGAGGAAUACGAUCAAUUUAUAAAGCCAGUGAUGAAUACUAUGCAAAUAAUAUCAAUAUGGCCUCUAGCAGCAGACUGUGGAUCUUACGAGUAUCUCCUCAGAAUCUGCCAUCAGAUUUUAAUGUUUUUCGUAACGGGUACUAUGUCUAUCGUAGUGACAGCUGAUGUUAUUCACAAUUGGGGAAACAUGGACACGGCUACCGAAUGUUCGCUCAUAGCAUCUGCCUUCGUUUUGUGCUUUUUACGAUUAAUGGUCUACACGUAUCAUCAGAAGGAUAUGAGAUACGUGGUCGAAACAAUGAGAUCUGAUUGGGCAGACGCAUCCUACGAGGAAAAACAGGUUCUUAAGGAAAAAUGUGAUUUCGCCUUUAGGUUGGCAAAAUAUUUCAUUGCUACUGUUGCAAUUACUAUAGCAUUCUUUAUGACCGUUCCUAUGCUAGAGACGUAUAUUCUUCACUCCGAGGAAAAAAUAUUACCAUUUCGUGGUUACUUCUUUCUUAACCAUACUUUGUCUCCGAAUUACGAGAUGAUUUAUAUUUUUGAAAUAAUUGCCGGCUCUUUCGGAGGCAGCAUGAUAGCUGGCGUCACCAGUUUCAAUCUCGUAGUAAUAAUGCAUGGAGCAGCGAGGUUCAGUCUUUUACAAAAGAAAUUAGAGUCUCUGAAUAGGAAUGAUCCAGACGUCAACAAGCUUAUGGUGAAGUGCAUUAAGCUACAUCAAGAUGCUAUCAAAUUUGCCGACGCUCUCGAGGACAUCAUAAACGUAGUGGCGCUGGGACAAUUUGUCACCAGCACGGGCUUGGUGUGCUUCGCAGGAUUUCAGCUGACUUCGAUGCUCGAGGACAGAGGACGACUGAUGAAGUACUCAACCUUUUUGAACUCCGCAAUCCUCGAGUUGUUCAUAUUCAGUUUUAGCGGAAACGAGUUGAUAGUCGAGAGCGAAGCUGUCGGCGAUGCUGCCUACCGCAGUGAUUGGGCCAGUAGUUCCUUUACUCAGAGUCUGCGAAUAUUGAUGAUGCGAGCUACGUUACCUAGCAGAAUCACUGCAGCUAAAUUCUACAGUAUGUCCCUUGAGAGUUUCUCAGCGGUUCUCAGCACGUCAUUCUCGUACUUCACUGUUCUGAAAGCUGUAAGCGAGGAGUAAACAUGGUGUAGUUCAUAAGCAGGGAUCCUUUGGAGUCCUCGAACGUUUCACAUAUAUAGUCAGUCUGCUUAACCUAAAAAUAUCCGAGCGCUUCAAAGGGCCGCGU